This is a messenger RNA of Adineta ricciae, 1599 nucleotides long. The record is from the annotation of a GenBank genome assembly. NCBI's taxonomy places the organism in Eukaryota, Metazoa, Rotifera, Eurotatoria, Adinetida, Adinetidae.
AUGAAUAAAACUAAAUCGAGUAUAACGCAUCUUUCGUCGGUCAAAGUGCCUGCGGAAUCUUUAUUCGCUAAUCAAACAUAUCUAUUUGUUGUUUACAUUAUCAAUUCUGUCCGUACCACAUCGAAAUAUGAAGGCUAUUCAGUUGUGCAUGUACAAGAGUCUGUCACAUAUCAGAUAGCGAUUAGAUGCAUGAUUCCCGCUCUAUGCCAUUCAGCAGUUGGAUACCAAUUAAUAAAUCCGACACGAAGUAUUAGUUUAUCGUCCACAUGUCUUGAUAGCUGUCCAACAGUUGAAAAUAUUACAUGGAAUGUUUAUCGAGAGUCAAGUGAACCGUGCCCACAGGAAUUCUUCUCAUCAGGUCUGCCGUUUCAAUAUAUUCGAAAGAUCUCGUUGUUAGUGACAAAUACGAAUCAUUUUACAAUGGUCGACGACCUAUUUCUUGAACAUUCACGACUUUGGAAAUUUGAAGUUGCUUACACGCUCCGUACAGGACGUGGUUUAAGUGCGCCGUAUUUUCUUAUAGAUCAAUGCCCAUUCAAUGGUUCAUGUUCCAUUACUCCCAAUAACGGGACAAUAACAACUUCGUUUACUCUUUCCUGUUCAAACUGGUUCGAUGAAAAUGAAAUCAAAGAUUAUUCACUCUAUAUAUGGACACCAGGAAGCUCCGAAUCGGUCAUGGUAGCAUUUAGUGCUGCUUCAACUUUUCAAGUUCGAUUAUCCGUAGGAAAUAAUUCUGACGGUUUGAUGAAUCUUGUUGUAUAUAUCCGAGAUCAACUGGAUUGCGUCACUAAGUACGAUAUGCUCCCUGUAAAUGUGCUAAGUGAUCAAAACGGCAAUCGAAAUACGAUCGGACAAGUGAUUCCAACAUUAUCACAAGAAUUUAAUCAAAUGAAUCAUGAAAAUGUACAGAAUGUCAUUCUAGGUGAGUUUUCGUUCCAUUCAAUCAAACUGCAAACGUUAUCCUUGGCUGAACUAAUACAUGCAACGAAUCAACUCACACAAUUAAGCUUGAUCAUUCCUUCGACAAAGUGCUAUGAGUUAACUAAAGCAUUACAUUCCAUCUCGCCCAAACUAUCUUACGAAGACAUACAACUAGCAGUGACUUUAAUCACUCAAUGUGCUUCAGAUGUACUGAAUGUAAGCAUUCGAAGCCAGACGCAAUCUCUUCUCAAGAAGAAUAUCAUUCCGGCUAUCAAUGGUCCACUACAGCAGCGAGUAAUGUUGCUGCUCGAUUUGGAUCUGUCGCGUUCAUUCGACUUGAAUUCUAUGCAAACUGCGAAUGAAAUUCAAUUGCUAACCAAGCAAAUACUUUCUUUAUUAUCAUUAUCGUUGAAUAUUCGUCUGCAUUUUAACGAAACCUUUUUACUGAAGAAACUGUCGGUGUUCAUGUCUCUAGAAAAAUAUUCGUCUUCACAGUAUCGUCGAACAUUAAUUGAACCACUGUCACCAAUCGGAAGUUCACAAGCGAAUAUGAAUCUAUCUCGGGCAGUGCCGAUUUCAUUAGUUGAUCAAGAUGGAAUUUCUGAUUCCAUGCGAUCCAACUAUGACCUUACUGAAAUUUAUUCAAUAAAAUGGCACUGGAAUGAAUCAAUCGAUUGA